UUCAAAAAUUUCAACAAUGAUACCGAUACCGAGCAAUAAAAAUUAAUAAAGCAAAAGGUUGAAAAAAACUGGAGCGAGCUUAAAAAUCUUCAAUCCGAAAUCGAAGAUAAGUCGUCGGAACAACAUGACGAAGAAAAAUAUAGAGACAACUUUGAAAAUAAUUAUUUCAAAGCACUUGCUGAAUGUAGUAGAAUGAUGGAAAAAUAUAGCAAGAUAAAUAAGCGAGUAAGUGCAACUUGUUACAUUCAUCCAAUUAUCCAAUUUACCAGUACCAAGCAAUAAUGCGGUUUCGUUCUUGAGAUUAGGAAAUUAUGAAGUACCUGAUUUCAGUAGUGAAUACAAAAAUUGGUCCACAUUCAGCGAUUUAAUUUUAGCCUUUAUCGACUCACAGCCAGGAUUCCCCGACAUACAAAAAUUCUUUCAUUUAAAAAAGGCCUAAAAAGGAAAUACUGCGAAAGCAAUCCAGUCAUUUUUUAUGGCUGAAAAAAAUUACAAAUUAGCGUUGAAAUGUAUUAACGACCGUUUCAACAAUGAAAAAAACAUAAUUCAAACUCAUACAAGUCAUACAAAAGUCAUUUACGAUAUAGAAGCAAUUAAAAGAAAGUCAGCUUCUGAAUUACGUCGUUUAUUUGAUACAUUAGCGGGAGAAAUGACUACGCUAAAACAACUCGGAUCCAACUGUUGAAGAGUUAAUGCUAUAUUUAGAUUACUAAUUAAAAAUACUAAUUUUCAAAUUUUAGAAGCGGAAGAAGGUUUUUAGAGGCUUUCAAUUAAAGGUGAUAGCGACAAAAAGGAAAUGUCAUUUGUAAAAGGCAAAAGGCGUAGGGAAUUGGAGUGGCAAAAGAAUUAUAACACAUGCAAGAAAUCCAUGAUGAAAAACAAAACAGUUGUCAACAAAACAAUUAUUUUAUGCCACCCCAUGCCGUUGUUCGCGAUGACAGUCACUACGAAAACUCGGAUUAUAUUCAACGCAUCUAGUCAUUCUUGUACCGGGGUCAGCCUUAAUGUCACGUUAAUGGUAGGCCCAGUAAUUCAAGAAGAUCAAGUGUGUAUUCUGGUCCGGUUGAGAACGCACAGAGACGCAUUAUGUGCCGACAUUCAGAAAAUGUAUCGUCAAGUGUAUGUGUUGAAAAGAAUUGGCGGCCACAGGUAAUCAGCGUCUGAUAACAAAACGUUAUAUUUUAUCGACGAUUGGUACAAUUUAUGAUCCAACGGGAUUGAUAUCUCCCAUAGUGGUGAUAGCGAAAAUCAAAAUAAAAUUAUUGUGGAAAAUGUUAAUGCAAUGGGACGAGCUGGUAUCCAAUCAUAUAAGUACGGAGUGGAGUGCGUUUUGUAAUAGUUUGGCGCAAAUAAUUUGUUUAAAAAUACCGCGUCGAAUAAUCAGAUGUGAUGCGUUCAAAUUUAUUCAAAUCUACGGCUUUUCUGACGCCAGCAAAAAGGCUUUAUUGCGUGCGUUUAUACACGUACUACCGAUGCACAUAAAAAUCAUGCGGUCAGACUUGUAGCAUCUAAAUCGUGUGUGACUCUUUUAAAAAUGAUUACGCUUACGCGACUGGAGCUUUAUGCUGCCGUGAUAUUAAGUAGACUUAUUAAAAAAAUCGUCCCGUGUCAUUAUUAGUGAUUGCAAUAAACUCAAAAAUACUGGCCGUUGAACAGGCAAAACAUUGCCAGAUUCACGGUAAACCAAUGCAUCACUUGUUUUCGAUCAAAGCGGUACGUAUACCAGCCUAUUAUGGGUAAUUUGCCAAGCUCACGCGUUGAUGCAUUCGAACGUGCAUUUUUUGCGACUGGAGUAGAUUAUGCUGGGCCAAUUAUGAUAAAAAGGGAAUUUAGAAAAAACUCACCUAUGGUAAAGAUGUAAAGAUGUAAAUUUGGUUAUUUGUUUGUUUAUCUUCGAAAUAGUUCAUUUAGAGUUCGUCGGUGAUCUAACGAAGGAUUCAUUUCUAAGUGUACUAAGAAGAUUCUGGGCACAUAGAGGACUGAGUAAAUACAUACAUUCAGAUAAUACUACAAAUAUGUUUAGUGCUGAUAGAAAAUUAAAGGAAUUAAUAGAACUGUUUAAGUCCAAGGAACACGUAAAAGCCGUGAACCGCUGUUCUGCAUAUCUUGGCGUCAAAUGGUGUUUUAUUCUACCACGCAGUCCAUAUUUCGGCAGCCUAUGAGAGGGUUCCGUGAAAUCCGUUAAAAACUUUUAACAAUAUCGUUUGGGGAAGCUUCAUUAAGUUACGAAGAAUUAUAUGUUGCUAGAAAAGGAAGAGCUAAGUUCCUCGAAUUUUAUUAAUUAAAGAAAUCGCAAUGUCUCACAAAAGAGAGUUCAAACACCACGUACUAUGACGUAAAUGAAGUAACAUAUUUAACAAGUGUUAAGAUGGAUAAUAGAAUAAAAAUGAACUAUUAUGUAACCAAAUUAAAUUUUCAAUUUAAAUUCAAUCCAGUUGAUGAAGAAUGGAAAAAAAACAAAUGUGAAAAUUUGGGAUUUACGUUUACAAAUCAUAAGCCAUUUGUGUCAGCUUUUAUUCAAACGUAUAAAUGUCAAGAUUUCUACAAACUAUUAUCUGACCUAAUAUGUGGGGAUAGAAAAUUUAGUAUGAAACUUCGAAAAAAAAUUUGUAAUAGCAUAAAAACAAAUGAUGAUAUUAAAAAACUUUUUCGUGAUGAAGUAUCAUUUAAUGAUUAUUUUAAUCAUUAUAUAACAUUUAUAAAUCCAGUCUCACUAAAUUAUAAAGCAUUUUUAGAUGCUGCUGAAGAAUGUCCAAUUUGUUUCGAAAAACCUGAUGUACUUGUUAUAUUGAAUGAGUGUCAUCACUGUUUAUGUAAAAAAUGUGCUGAUACACUACUAAUUAGAAAUGAAAAUAAAUGUCCACUUUGUAGAAAAUAUUUUAGCAAUUACGCAGACAAAGUUGAAGUUUCACCCUGUAAUAAAUAUGGAGAUAAUAAAUGUCCACUUUGUUGUGAAAAAUCUGAUUUACCUGUUAUUUUGAAUAUGUGCCACCAUUCUUUGUGUUAUGGAUGUGCUGAAUCAUUACAAAACAAAAAUAAAAUAGAUUGUCCACUUUGUGGACAAUACAUUUUCUAUUACACAGACAGAGUCGAAGGUAAUGUAAUUAGUUCGUGUAGUCUGGUGGAAUAUUUUGCCGCAGCAUAUUAUCUGGAUAUAUGCAUUUUUUUAUAUAUUAAAGAAAAUGAAUGGAUGUUUUUUGACAAGAAUGGGCUCAAUUACUCUGAAGAAGAUAUGGACGGCAAAAAGUGUAUUUAUCUCUUUCUAAAUAAGUAUAAUAAAACUAUUGGAGUUGUCGUUGAAACAGAAGAACUAUCUAAUUUUAGAGAUAAUUUAUAUUAAAAAUGGUUUAAAGAAGAUAAAUGUUAUACAUAAUAAUAUUGAAAAAAAAAUUAUAGCUUAUUAAGUAGCAUUUAUUAUUUUAGAAUAAUAACUUUCAACUAGCCUCUCACUAUAAUCUCUUAAUAAAAAUACAGUUAUUUGAAAA
Daktulosphaira vitifoliae (grape phylloxera) is the source of this 3485-nucleotide messenger RNA. RefSeq lists its product as uncharacterized. The record is from RefSeq and is a predicted model, not a curated record. The coding region runs from base 2369 to 3340 and encodes 323 amino acids. NCBI's taxonomy places the organism in Eukaryota, Metazoa, Arthropoda, Insecta, Hemiptera, Phylloxeridae. The transcript is spliced from 9 exons.